UGUCUUGAGAAGUUGAAAUAAAUGCACGCGUCGGUGGUAGUGGCAGCGCUCGCUCUCUCAUUCAAGGCAGGGGGUUCAGCCUGAUCUUGCGGCUGGCGGUAGAUUUAGUUGAGCCUUUGCCAUCGAUGAUGUUGGACUGAGAAAACCGAGACGCGUCGUAACGGAGAAUUUUACCCCCCGGGAAGAGCGCAUAUAGCUGCUGUGGUAGUAACGGAUUUGCUAGUGUGGGAGCGUAGGAUAGGAAAAAGGUGACCCAACGGAAGAUCGAGCACGGGCGGGUCUUAACAAAAAGUAAGAUCGCUGAGCGUUCCGAAUUCCCCGUUUUGUUAGUGAGCUUUGUUAUCAUCGCGAGAAGUUCGUUCAGUGAAUCAGAAGUUUUUGAGUUUGGCACCUUUGAACCGGCAGUGUUAAGGGAAUGUUAAAAGCUCCAACCAAGUGAGAUCUUGAAGUUGUUGCUGGAAGUGAUGUUCUAUGGGUGAUUGAAGCAUAACUGCAGAUAGUGUGAGGGGCAAAGUGAUUCAGUUUUUGAUACCAUCAUCCCGAGAGGAAACCAUUGCCAAUGAUCGCCUGUGAGUGUGCACCAAUAACCUGAUUGCGAAUUCAGUGAUGAUCGUCGUGUCUUGAAAACGUCAAGUGUCAGGAAUUUCUGGAAGACGAAGGCUUCCAACAGCGAUAGAUUGCGUCUUUGUGGUUGUAUAGUCGUAGAGAAAGUACCCUAGAAAAUCGGACGAAGACAGCAACGUAGUGAAGAUGCCCUGCAGCGCAGUAACGUUGUCUCUCGCGACGAUAUCCGCCAUCAUUGCCGUUGCCCUGCUGGCAAUCGCCUUCUCGACAGAUAAUUGGCUGAGCUACGAAGUGAAGCGGAAUAACAUACAGACAUUUAUAGCAAAACACCCCGAUGGAGCAUCACUCACAGAAUCGUUCAACAACAGGCUCGUCUACUACACCCGGACGCGUGGCCUGUUCCGGUACUGCUACCCGAAAGAGAAACCCCCAGCGUCAUCCGUUCAAAUCUACCUCUCACCGGUAGAAACCCACUGUUCCAAUAUCGACUACUUCCCCCAGACCGAGGAGGAUAAGUCAUCACCAGGCUUCAACGAGGACAUCAUGGCUCGUCUACAUCUGGCCCGUUCCGUCAUUGCCGCCUUUAUUCUCAGCUUCGUUGCCAUCUUUUGUGCCUUCUGGACCGGACUGUCUGGCUGCUGGAAACGAUCAGCCGGUGCCAUCACGGCUACAGCCAUUCUGAUGUUGACAGCCUGUUUACUCGCCGCCGGGGCCAUGGGACUGUGGCACACGGUGGAGUUCUUCGAGAAGGAGAAGGUCGUCGGCGAUGACUACUACCAGAGCUGGACAACGGUUCUCCGUGACAACACCCGCAUCUCGUACGAUUGGUCCUACAUCGUGGCCUGGGCCGGUGUGGCAUCCAGUCUGUUGGCCUCUAUACUGCUGUCCGGGGCGGCCGUUUGCCUUCGCGGUGAACGCGAAAAGGAAGAGCAACUGAACCUGCAAUACUUGAUGCCAGGUAAGUACCCAAUUUCGGGCGCCCCUUACCCCUAUGGUGGUUUCCCUCAACCUCAGCUCUACCCGCAGCCAUACUAUCACGGAUCGCAGUACGGACCGUAUAACUACUAAACGCGCAUCCUCUUAUGAUAGGCCACAGUUUAGAAAUCAUACACAUGCGAAACAGAACAAAUGCAAUUUAUAAGUAAAAUUAAACUUUUGACUUAUCUGUCCGUUAUGGUUGAAAUAAUAAAACUUUUAUUAAAUUCGAAAUCGAAGCGUCGCAUAGGUAUAAAACCGCGGAAACUGAUGCGAAUGAAGCCGAGAAAUAGCGCUACAUCUUCUCUUAUCACGCGGUUUUAUUUUUACUUAAAACCUGACUUUUAACAAUCUCGCCCACAAGUUUCUGCUUUUGUUCUAUCAAUCCUGUAGAAUAAUUCUAGAAGACCACAAUUUCCCCGUGAACGGCGAAGGGCAUUCGAUUUGCACGCUGAAUGAGCUGUUGAUUGAGCUAGGAAAACGUCAACUCACUCCUCUACAUAGAACUGACUUCUCCGUUGGGUCUUCCAUUUUAAUAUAACUUUAUCUUCUUGUCUGUAAUUUUACACUAUUUUGUAAAAUGUGUGUUUGAAUGGGAAAGAUUGUUCCCUUUGUGAAACAAAAUAAGAACAUAAGAAAUAAGAGAGUUAUAAUGUGCCUUUUUCUUCUACCCAUACUAGAAUUUUCGGUUUCUUAGUUCUCUCAUUGAUACAUUUCAUACAUUGUCAUAUAUUAUAAAUACAAAAAAACCGGUGUCAUUCUAGUUUAUCUAUUUUUUCUCUCUGUCUUUCUUUUUGUGUGUGUGAGAUCAUUUUUCUGUUUCCGGCAAUGCUAUUUUAUUUUUGUCAAUUAUUUUUAAGCUUAGAAUGACAUUUGCUAUAUUUGUUUUAAGACAGCAAGAGAAAUUCGAAGUUAGGACACAGACUAUCAGUAAGCUCUUGGAACAGAUUAUUAUUUGUUUAUGCGAGGGCAGUAGGAGGAAACUACAGACGAAAUGAACAAUGCGUAAUAUGCAGAUUUGUAUUAUGUAUAAAAGAAGAUAAUUUAAUACUAGAUUUUAAGGAACAGGAAAGCGAAAAUAUAUUUUAGUUAUAAAUCGA
Molecule: messenger RNA, 2639 nt
Organism: Armigeres subalbatus
Lineage: Eukaryota; Metazoa; Arthropoda; Insecta; Diptera; Culicidae
Product: transmembrane protein 235-like
Exons: 6
Coding region: 751-1632 (293 amino acids)
Cellular component (GO): membrane
Source: RefSeq, a predicted model, not a curated record